UCCUAGCCAACAUUUAAACAAUGAAAAAUAUAAUGUAAGUUAUCCCGCGGGCUUGGCUUAUUGUUAUGUCUCAUGCAAGAUGGCCGGCAGGUAUGUUUGUUGAUGCCUUUCCCUGGAGCUGCACACCGCGUUACUGUAGCAACAGCACUGUGGCUUGGUUCCAGUGCUUCUCUGAGGCAUAUGUCUAGAGUCUGUGUACGAUGAAUAUGUCUACUUCAUGCUAUUAUGCAAAGUGGCUUUCAUUCUAAAUGCUAUGAAUGUUUUCAAAGAAAAAGCAGGCUGUAUUUGGUUAUUGCAGCAUCUGAAGCCUCUGUAUCAUCCACAUCAAAGCAAGCAGUCAUUACUUAUAGUUCUGCUUCAUCGCGUGAGAUUGAUAAUUGCCCUGUACUGCAUAGGGCUGUCGUUUUUAUUUAUAUGAAUUAUAGCCACUGCAAUGACUGAACCUGAGUUUUACAGAUUUAUGUGUGGUGAUAUUUCCCCCUUGUGGGUGAAAGUGGAACUGAACACAGUACUAUGACAACAAAAUGUUUGCCUUAACCCUUUCUCUCUUCGUUCAAGAAACAGUUUGAUGCUCUUUAAGUUCUCAACUGUAUUAAUAACUCUUCUUUGUAACAGGAUAUGAAAGUUCUAGUGCAUUAAAUUUUAAGGCAUUACAUUCCAAUGCAUAGACAGAAAAAUAAUACCCGUUUUCAUCUUUAAUAAUUCACCUGCCAUAUGUUGUGUGAAUGGCCUCCUCCUACUCUUACCUGGUGGCCUCUGACCCUUUGACCUGUGUCACUCUGUCCUGUUCACUCUUAUCUCUGAGGACCCCCGAGUGAGGCUGCCCUUCACUUUGCCUGUUUGAGAUCCCUGAUGAGCUCCCGUACUGUAUUCAGUGACGUAGAGGAGGAGGAGGAGGAGGACAGUAACGGUAGUUCAGCAUUCUGCCUGCAGGUGGAGCACGCUGGGAUCCGUACCUACUACUUCAGCUCUGAUGGUCAGGAGGAGCAGGAGGCCUGGCUGAAGGUUAUGAGUGAGGCAGCACGCAUAACCAUCACACCAGCACAGAGGAACAACAUGGAGAACAUCCCACCAGCAGGACUGAACAACGCCACAGCCGGCAGGAGAGCAGAAGCACAUCCACGGGGAGAGGGAGACGGGCGGGGGACAGAGCUCAGGGAGGGCCAGAGGGGCGUCAGCAAGGCGGAGCAGGACCCCCCUGUGUCGCCCCCGGCCCCGGACAGGGAUGAGCGGGGUGGGGAGAGGGGCAGGGACAGAGGCCCACCUCCCCAGCCCAACGGAUGGGGUGGCUAUGGUGUCUACCAGCCCCAGGAGUCCAGGGACCAGUGGGAGGCCCGGGUUCAGCGCGAAAACGCGUACCUGCACAGGGGGUUCGCCCCCGCACCCCGCCCGGCCCCUGACAGGCUCACUCAGCGGCAGAACUCCAUGACCCAGCUCCAGCAGUGGGUCAACCAGCGCCGGGCCGUGGCCCCACAGGACGACCUGCAUAGCCCCUCUCAGUACUACGCAGUGGACCGGGGGGUCCCCUCAGACUGCUAUGGCGUUUACGGGGGUCCCCACUUCGUGGAGGAGUACGCCCUGUACCCGCCGGGAGGCAUGCGGCCCGACAGCAUCUGCUCGGUGUCGGGCGGGUUCGAGCGCGUGCCCCCCCACUGGACCACGCCGGAGAUGAAGCGGCGGUCUCUGCGGGACGGGCCCGUGUACCCGCGCGUGUCUCAGUGGGGCCCCCCGUCACACCCCCAGCACCCCGCGGGGUACUACGGCCAGCUGGCCCAGGCCCAGAGAGGCAUGCACCGGCUCUCCAUGCAGCCCCGCUCCCGCUCCGUGCCCCGCUCCCCCUCCUCGUCCUCCCCACAGGGACCCUACUCCCCCAUGCGCUCCCCCAGCACGCGCUUCGAACGCGACCGCGACGACCUGAUCUACACCGACCCCUCCGUCUACGGCAUCAGGAGGUCCGUCAGCUCGCCCAAGUAUGACUUUCAUAGAGAUAGCCAUUCUAUGACCACAGGACUGUACCAUUAUAACUACCCUGGCUCCCUCCAUGACAACAUGGAGGACAUGACACACCUGCAGCUCCAGAGAAACCUGGACUACCUGGAGCAACAGCAGGUGGCACCAUUCCAUGAUGUCUACACAGACCUUCCCACUGCGUUGGGCGAAAUAGAUAUCGAUAGCCUCCUGGGUCGCCUCUGUGAGCAGAACCGUCUCCUGAAGGAGCAGGAGGUUCUGGUCCAGCGGCUGCGUGUUGAGAAGGACAGCCUGGAGUCGGGUCUGGUGGCCACCCACCAGGAGCUGGAGGUGUACCGUGGGCAGCCGGCACUGGCCGACAAGCUCCGUCUGAAGAAGGAGACCCUACAGAACCAGCUCAUCAACAUACGGGGGGAGCUCUCUCAGGCAUCCAGCGCCCUGACUACCACGAGGAUGGAGUUUGAAGUGCUGGAGGACGAGGUGAACACCAUCCAUGGAGACCUCUGGGAGCAGCUGAACGCUGGUGGCCAGAACGAGGUGGUACACAGACACUUCCAGAAGGAGUUCUGGAAAAUUCAGGAUGUGCUUGAGGGCCUACACAAGAACAACCCAUCCCGUGGCACUGACACAGCCACCCACAGAGUGGCCAGCUUGGCUUCAGGCUCCUUCAGCACGAACAGUCCUGCCAGCCCCCUAAGCUCCACCAGCCUCACCAGUCCUCUCAGCCCCUUCUCGCCCGUGUCUGGGUCCCACGACUCGCCCCCCAAACAGCCAGGCAUGGAGGAUAUCAGUCCCCCACGGCCCCCACUUCCCAAAUCCUACCUUCCGCUCGAGUCCCCUCCCCCCUUCCCUCUGUCCACCUCUCACUUGAGCUUGGACAGGAGCUCCUGGCUCUGUCGAAUGGAGGAAGACUAUGAGGAAGAGGAAGAGGCCCGUCGCAGACAGUAUAAAUAUGCUGUCCACUCUGACACCUCGUCAGGGGGCAGAACCAACAGCAGUGACCAGCAGAAGAUAGAGGAUGACAGGCAUGCCAGCACUAAUAAAGUUGGCAUUGUUCCUCCCAGAACAAAGUCUCCUACAGAAGAGGAGAAAAAAUCCAUCCCACCUGCACAGCAAGUGGACAGUGCACUGGCCAAUGGACACAUUUCCCGGGGCCGCCCAAAGAGUGCUGUGUUCCCGGCGGAGGUGAAGUCCAAGAUGAGCGUGGAGGAGCAGAACGCCAGGAUCCGCCGGAACCAGAGCAACUCGGUGCGGGACAAGAGGCGGAGCCUCAACGCGUCCGGCAGCCAGCAGGGCGACGCCUUCAGGCCCAGCUACAGGGUGGUGCGUCGGAGGGUGACGACCCAUGAGGUAGACAUCAAAGGCCUGGAGGAGGCGGUGCGGGGGCAGGGCAUGGAGUCUCCGCGGGAGGAGAUCGCCCGUCUGCGGAGGCUGCAGAUCGAACCCGAGCACUCCAAACCUGAUGUGAAGAAGGAGCUGCCAGUCACUGAUAAGGUUCUGAUCCAGGAGAGGUAUGUGGAGGAGGAACCAGAUACACCACUCAGUCCAGAGGAGGUUCUGGAGAAGCAGAAAAAAGUGGAGAGAAUCAAGACCCUGAUUGCCAAAUCAAAUCUGCAGAAUGUGGUGCCCCUGCUGGACGGUCCUGCGGAGCAGCAGGGGGACCAGGAUCAGCAGCUGCAGGAACAGGAGAAGAGGAUCGAGAUCUCCUGUGCACUGGCUGCUGAGGCCUCCCGCCGCAGCCGCCUGCUGUCAGCUCAGUCCGCCCCCGUGACCAACCCGACCCCUCCCCCUUCUGCUGAACUCUCUGACUCCUCCCACUUCAUCAAGGUCUGACUCGGAUUGGCCCAGGCUCUUGCUGCGGUCAAAUUUAACGGAGCAACCUUCUGAGCACUUGCUGAAGAAACAAGGAAAUAAAGAUAUAAAAAAUGUUUUUCCUUUUCCCCCAUAAAGUAUAUUUUUCCAUUCAGUUAUUUUUGCAACUGUGAAAGAGGAUAUAUUUAGCAAGAAAUUAAAAACCAAAUAAAAAAAGCAGAGAUUCUUUUCAGAAUGCAGCUUUGUCCUGCCGAAAUUCAUAACAGAUAUCCAGCACUGUGGAUGUCGGAGGAAUGGAAGUGCCAGCCUCCGGACAGCAGGGGGAGCCAUUUCUGUUGCCCCUCGGUCAGAAAGCACAGUUUAGACCCCUCUUACUGUUGAGUUACUGCAGCCGUGGUGCCCAACUGCUUGGAGAAGGAAAGAAAAUCUUUGCUUCAAGAAAGAAGAUAAAGUAUUUUUUUCAAAAAGCCCAAAACUAGAGGUGGACAGGCUCACCACAGCCAGCUUUUAUUCAGCAGGGAGCGGCACUGACAAAGUGUGGAGUCCUGGCUGGAGUCUCAACUGCCUGAGGUUACAGAGGGAAAUUUUUUGUGGCUUUUUGGGUUGCCUAGCAGAACUGAUCAGAACUCUGAACUAAAGCCCAACUUUGUGAGACAGGCAUUCUUCCCUCAGUGGCCUUGGGUUUGUGUCUGGAACUGUGAAAGUGUUUUAAUGGAAAAUAUAUAAGUGGACUGGGCCAGCAUCCUGAGUUUUCUCUGACCCUGGGACCUGCAUUUCAGCAGCAGAAGCCAGAGGCUGGUACAGAUUCUCAAACAUCUGCAUGACCUCUCACUUCCUGCACUGGCCCCUCCCCUCAUGACCAAAUAAAGAGUAUUCUUCCUGUGGACAGUUGAUAGUCUCAAUGGUGUCUGUUAGCCAUCACAAUCUUAAUUGUGUUAUCCUGGUUUAGAUUUUGUACUGUUAAAAAAAACAAAAAAAACAAACCAGGCUAAUAACUGCCAAGACCUUGAAAAUGUUAGGAUAUUUCCCUCUCAGUCGUUUCCACUGUUAGGACCAUAACUGUGUGACAGUAACAGAUCUCCAUCGUCUCUGUAACGACCAAGCCUAUUACUGUUUGUGCUGUUCCCGGUUUACUUUCAGCAAGAAAAACUUGUUUUCUCACAAUUUGGAAUGACUUCAUUAAAUGUUUUACCCCAGGUGAUUAGCUUGCAAUGCUAUUGUGUUACUCAGUGUGCAUAAAGUGCAAGUAAACUAUAAUUUGUUCUAUGCUAUGAUAUAACAGGGAGUUAAAAUCAAUUAAAAGAACUGCACUUCACAGUGCUGUACCUGAUGGUUAUGAUUGGCGUGGGUAUACAGUACAGUUCUGUCAUACCAGGAGAUGCACAUGAGUGGGACCCAGCACAAAUGUGGUUAUUACACAACACAUAGUAACUGAACAUAUUUCACAUGAAUUAUGCCUUGCAGUGCUGUCUUGAUGUUCUAGAUGUGGUUCUUAUUGUUAAUAUUAUUUGAGCAAAUGCAGAAGUAUGCUACAGAAAUACAGAAACAUGCUAAAUGGC
Conger conger (European conger) is the source of this 5339-nucleotide messenger RNA. Its product is annotated as pleckstrin homology domain-containing family A member 6-like. Bases 853 to 3801 code for a protein of 982 amino acids. The record is from RefSeq and is a predicted model, not a curated record. The transcript has 21 exons. NCBI's taxonomy places the organism in Eukaryota, Metazoa, Chordata, Actinopteri, Anguilliformes, Congridae.